AGUGCGGUCUGAGAAAAGACGCCAUUAAUAUUCGUCGAGUCAGAAAAUCCCGCUUAAGAAAAGCCAGACAAGAAACAGAAUCGUCACCAAUAAGAAAAUCUCCAACGUUUUUUCACUUACACUCGAGAUCACGUCGACAACUGUUUGACCACAGCGAAGUACCUGUCUUGUCCAAUGAAAAUAAUCGCCACAUUCCUGGAAUAGAAUUUGCUGUUGGAGGAGAACCGGCUCGUGAGGGAGCUUGGCCAUGGAUGGCAUCAAUUUCAAACCAAGGUGGAAAAAAUUUUCUGUGUGGAGGUUUUUUAAUUGAUGAAAGGCAUAUUGUGUCUGCAGCUCACUGCUACGCUGAUGACAGGUGAGAUUUAAU
Limulus polyphemus (Atlantic horseshoe crab) is the source of this 367-nucleotide messenger RNA. Its product is annotated as plasminogen-like. Gene Ontology annotation, molecular function: serine-type endopeptidase activity. The annotation marks the transcript as partial. The record is from RefSeq and is a predicted model, not a curated record. Lineage: Eukaryota; Metazoa; Arthropoda; Merostomata; Xiphosura; Limulidae. The transcript is spliced from 2 exons. Gene Ontology annotation, biological process: proteolysis.